Molecule: messenger RNA, 1971 nt
Organism: Solanum verrucosum
Lineage: Eukaryota; Viridiplantae; Streptophyta; Magnoliopsida; Solanales; Solanaceae
Exons: 7
Coding region: 1-1971 (656 amino acids)
Molecular function (GO): nucleic acid binding
Source: RefSeq, a predicted model, not a curated record
AUGGUGUUGGGUCCUCCACCCAAGCCCACCAUUGAAAAUGCACCUAAGUUGGAGCUAAAAGAUUUGCCAGCCCACCUCAGAAAAUGGGUAGGUCCAGUACAGUGUGUGCCCAAGAAGGGCGAAAUGACAGUGGUAACAAAUGAGAAGAAUGAGUUGAUCCCCACAAGAACAAUGACUCGAUGGCGGAUUUGCAUGGACUACAAAAAGUUGAAUGACGCCAAUAGAAAGGACCAUUAUCUGGUACCUUCCAUUGAUCAAAUGUUGUAUAGGCUGGCAGAAGAUCAGGAGAAGACUACAUUCACUAGCCUGUAUGGCAUAUAUGCGUUCAAGCGCAUGCCAUUCGGCUUGUGCAAUGCCCUAGCCACAUUUCAGAGAUGUGUGAUGGCAAUCUUCCAUGAUAUGGUGGAGGAUUUUGUUGAAGUGUUCAUGGACGACUUCUCGUUGUUUGUUCGAGAAGGCACUGUGUUGGGGCACAAAAUCUCCAAAAGUGAGCUGCAAGUUGAUAAGGCUAAAGUAGAAGUUAUUGAGAAGUUGCCAACUCCCAUCACAGUAAAGGGAGUUAGAAGCUUCCUGGGAUAUGUUGGGUUCUACAUGAGGCUCAUCAAGGACUUCUCUAAGACUACAAGACCUAUGUGCAGCCUAUUAGAGAAACAUACGAAGUUUGUCUUUGAUGAAAAGUGUUUCCAGGCAUUUGAGCUGCUGAAAAAGAAGUUGAUUGAAGCUCAUAUUUUGAUUGCUCCAAAUUGGGAGCUUCAUUUUGAGCUUAUGUGUGACACUAGUGACAUAGUUGUUGAGGCAGUACUUGGGCAGAGAAAAGAAAAGAUGUUCCAUUCCAUCAACUAUGCGAGCAAGACACUUGAUGCAGCUCAGUCGAAUUACAGUGUGACUGAAAAAGAGAUGCUGGCAUUAGUGUUUGCAUUUGAUAAGUUCAGAUCAUACUUGGUAGGAACCAAAGUUAUAGUCUACACUGAUCACACUGCAAUCCGAUACUUGUUUAACAAGAAGGAUGCCAAGCCGAGACUGGAGGAUGCAACUCAUGUGAAUAAUGAGGGGCAGAUUCGUGAAGAGUUUCCUGAUAAGCAAUUGCUUGCUUUGGACAUUGCUCAAGUGCCUUGGUAUACUGAUAUUGCGAAUUUUCUAGUGAGUGGUUUAUUUCCACCUGGGGCCUCAACACAUCAAAAGCAGAGGUUGAAGUAUGAUGCACACUUCUAUAUAUGGGAUGAGCAUUUCUUAUUCAAGCAGGGACCUUAUCAGAUGAUGAGAAGGUCUAUAGUUGAGCAGGAGGCGACACAAAUGUUGGAGAGUUGUACCUCUUCACCAUAUGGUGGACACCAUAGAGGCAAACAGACUGCGCAUAAGGGGAUAGACUUUAUGGGACCAUUCCCAUCGUCCCAUGGUAAUCAAUACAUCCAAGUCAAAUUGGACUACGUGUUUAAGUGGGUGGAGGUAGUUGCACUACCAUCCAAUGAUGGAAAAGUGGUUGUGAAGUUCAUCCGAAAACACAUCUUCACCAGGUUCGAAACUCCAAGGGCUAUGAUAAGUGAUGGAGCUGAGUUGGAGCAUAAGGCAUAUUGGGUGAUCAAGAAUAUAAAUCUAGAUGCUGAGUUAGCCGGUAGGCAGAGAAUAACACAGCUGCACGAGUUGGAAGAAUUUAGGCUCCACGCCUAUCAAAAUGCUAAGGUGUAUAAAGAGAAGACCAAGAGGUGGCAUGACAAGCAUAUUGUGUCACGCACCUUUGAGCCUGGUCAACUAGUUCUGCUAUUCAAUUCAAGGUUGAAGUUGUUCUCUAGAUACCUUCGAUCUAAGUGGAGUGGUCUUUUUGAAGUGGUGAGGAUUACCCAACAUGGUGCUGUGGAGUUAAGUAACAAGGAUAAGAGCUAUACUUUCCUUUUGAAUGGUCAAAGGGUCAAGCAUUAUUUCAGAAGUGAUGUGGAUCGUGAGCUUGAAGUGCUCACAUUGAAUGACGAAUGA